AAAAAAAAAUUAAUAAUAAAUUUGCUCAACAUUUAGGAAAACAUGCAGACAAUUCAUUAUCAUUCUAUUAACAUAAACAAGAUAUGGGGAAUUACCAAGAUUCAGCAAUUCUUAAAACACUUCAAGGCCCGAGAUUGUCUACCAGACAACAUAGAUAAUUGUUUAAAUAAUGAAAGUAUAGCUGAUGUGGAGAUGGGACCUAAACUUAGAGCUAAAGAACCACCAAACAAAGUUAACGCAACUUUAACGAAUGUCGCCCAUUUUUGCACCUGUGUGUACACGUUAUUAGUGAUCUACUUGGCACUGACAGACACUUUUGUUUUUUUCACAUGGCACCCUAUUUUGAUGUCCAUUGGGUGGACCCUGUUGAUGACAGAAGGCGUUUUAGCCCUUGAAAAAGACAACAGCCUUACAAAAUCCUUGAAAACUCUAAUACGUUGGAGGACCCACUGGAUAGCAUUGACGAUAGCAAUAACUUGUAUAUUAACAGCAUUUUUCAUAGUAUUUCUAAACAAGGAUUAUUCCAACAAACCCCAUUUUAAAACGUGGCAUGGUUUAUUUGGACUUAUAGGAACAAUUGCAGCUGUGCCGACAUGUAUAAACGGCAUUCCUUUACUGUGGAAAAUGAGUCUGACUCAUAUUGUUAGCCCAAAGAUUGUUAAGUUUGUGCAUGUUUCGAGUUCUAUAGUUGCUUUAAUUUUUGGGGGUAUAUCGUUAUCUUUAAGUGUUUAUACAAACUGGUUUACCAAGCACACAAAAGGUAGUUAUGUUUGUUUUAUUUAUGGCGUUAUUUGUGUAGGGUUUCUUACAACUUGGGUACUUGUGAAACCGUUUAAGUAUUGCUUUAGGUUUAUAAAGAAUUUUUGUGUUGAUAGUUGGAAUAAUAAAUAAUUUAUUAUAAGUUAGUUAUACACAUUAGAUUAUAUUUUACUUGUGUAUUUUUGUACAAACUAGAUUACAUUUCAUAUCUUUGAUUAAGCUAUACGUUAAAACUAUAACCAAUAUUUCCCUAACAAUUUCCUAAUUUUAACUUAAAAAAUCCAAUAGAUAGUACUAUGUAUUACAUGUUUACCAAGUAUUUAUACAUAUUUUAAUUAAACAUUUAAAUCCAUUUAUUUUGUUUUUAUGAUGAGAAGUUUUUGAGUUAAUUAAUGCCUAAUAGGCAUUUAAGUUUAAUACCAAAACUUUAAUUCAGUGUGUAAAAUACAUAUUUAUAUUAAAGUUUUCAAAACCCAUUUAAUUUAAUUUAAAAACGGUGGAUUUUAUAUUUUUUCUACUCCCACCUUUAAAACGCCCUUUAUCGUACAGUUGUAUUCAAUAAAAAAGCGUACAAGAAUUAGAAUGAGAGAAAACUGUCAAAAUAAUAUUAUUGCUUAAAACCGGCUUAUCACUGAAAUAAGUCAUUAAAAUAAUUACUAUAGGUUAUAAAGAGCAUUGACGUCG
Molecule: messenger RNA, 1443 nt
Organism: Brassicogethes aeneus
Lineage: Eukaryota; Metazoa; Arthropoda; Insecta; Coleoptera; Nitidulidae
Source: the annotation of a GenBank genome assembly